Messenger RNA from Phaedon cochleariae (mustard beetle), 1827 nucleotides. Lineage: Eukaryota; Metazoa; Arthropoda; Insecta; Coleoptera; Chrysomelidae. The record is from the annotation of a GenBank genome assembly.
AUGGCGGAUAGAGGAGGUCAAGAAAUUUUGUCAUUCAACCCUACUUCUUGCGAUUCCAUAGCCAUUUUUGUUGAUUUGCCGUAUUACAAACUUUAUAGAGUAAUUCAAUGUGAUACCAAUGAAUUACCAGGCAUAUUUUCUUUUCUGAUGACCUCCUUCCUCCACUCCGGGUUCUCCUCUAUGGUCUCGGCGUCUUUCUGCCCAGAGAAGCAGUUUCUCAACGCCAAACUUCAAACGUGCCUCAACUGCACUGAGUACAGAAACGGGAUGGUGGUGGUUGUUUUGGCCCUGAUGACCUCCCUACUCCACUCCUGGUUCUCCUCCCUGGUCUCGGCGUCUUUCUGCCCAGAGAAGCAGUUCCUCAACGCCAGACUGCAGACGUGCCUCAACUGCACCGAGUGCAGAAACGGCAUGGUGGUGUUGCGGCCCUGCGAGUUCCACAGAGACACUCUAUGUGCCACCAUAGAGGAGCUUCUAGAGACGACGGAUACGGGAAAUCCCCACAGACACAAGCACAAUCAGCAUCACCACCACCAACAUAAAGCACCCCCACCCCUACCCAAAUCAGACGACAGCAUAGUCUGGCGCUUCGGCGACGACGUCUCCAAGGAGCAUGUUUCGACCGAUUCUCCCCCUUCAGGCACAGUUCCCCUGGGCACUACUGCCCCUGAGGCGGCCUACGCCGGCCCUGAGGAGGCCUUCUCCAGCGCCGAAACGUUGGUGUGGGACUGGCAAGCCGCCAGGCAGUGGAGGCGGUUGAAGGAGAACUUCGAUGCAGGUCUGAGAGACUCUAGAGAGGAAAAUCGUAAAUCCUCAACUGAUGCACAAGAUAAGCUAGGUGAUAGUCGAUUCAUGAAGAGAACUCAAUUACAUGCUACCAAGUAUAGUUCGAAUGAUGGACGUAUAAGUCGAUCGCAUUAUAGGGUUUGCAAUCUCGGAGUAAUAAUACAAUCCCGGGAUUCCGGGAUCAAAUUGAUACGAAUCCGGGAUCCCGGGAUUUCGAAUUACCCUCCAAGGGAGCCCUCAGAGGCAGCCGAUGCAGGCCUUGCCGAUGAUUUUUGUCUAACAACCCUGAUGGGAGUCAUGAGGGAGCUGACUCCUAGGAGUAAACCUUCAAUCCAGCUCAUGUCAGUGAGUUGCCUAGGGCAAAAAGUGUUGACCGAGGUGUUGACUGAACCAGGAGCGUACAAAAAUCCACUCGUAAAGGCACUGAGCUCCAGCAAGAUAAAUUCCAAGCUUGUAUGGAGCUGCAUUGAAUCCCUAGAAAGCCUGGGUGCUAACAACAGAGUCACUUUGCUGUGGGUGCCUGGACACCAGGGGGUGGAGGGUAACGAGAAAUCCGACAUCCUCGCCAAACAGGGAACCGAAUCUGUGUUCAUAGGACCAGAACCAUAUUUUGGGGUCACCGCAAGUGCGGCGAAAACAACUAUCUCGGGCUGGGCGGAGGGAAAAACACUCACGUACUGGUCCGAAUUACCAGGAUUAACCCAUUCGAAGGCGUUCCUGCCUAAACCAUGGGAAAAAAUAACCAGGCAGAUCCUAGAAUGGAGCAGGGGUAACCUGCGAAUUCUGACUGGACUGCUUACGGGACACUGUCGUCUAAGAUACCACCUGGGAAGGAUGGGUCUGAACCAACAAACGGACUGUCGGUUCUGUUGUGUGGAAGACGAAACGGCUGAACACAUAUUAUGUUCAUGCUCUAGCUUAGAAAGACUAAGGUUCGACACAUUUGGCUUCACCAACCUAGAACCUAUCGAUUUCAGACAAAUCUCACCCAAUUCAACCAUGAACUUUGUAAAAAGAUGUGGAUUGUACGGUGAACUGUAA